Monodelphis domestica (gray short-tailed opossum) is the source of this 8784-nucleotide messenger RNA. RefSeq names its product junction mediating and regulatory protein, p53 cofactor (gene JMY). The record is from RefSeq and is a predicted model, not a curated record. Gene Ontology annotation, cellular component: nucleus; cytoplasm. Gene Ontology annotation, molecular function: Arp2/3 complex binding; transcription coactivator activity; actin binding. Lineage: Eukaryota; Metazoa; Chordata; Mammalia; Didelphimorphia; Didelphidae. Gene Ontology annotation, biological process: intrinsic apoptotic signaling pathway by p53 class mediator; Arp2/3 complex-mediated actin nucleation; positive regulation of apoptotic process.
UACGUCCCUCGUGGAGCCGGACGACGUCAGCAGCAGAAUGGUAACAUUGUUGCGAUGAUGAGGCGGAGAGUUUAGAGACGCGUCCCGCUUUGGCUGGGGUGGGCGGGGGCUGGCCUUGGAGACUGGGGCUGACACACUGACCCGACCCUACAGAUCUCCGGACGGCGUCCGCUUCUUGCCCUUCCCCACUGUUCGCUGAGGCGGGACUACGUGGGGCCCUCUGUUUCCCUGACGGGAAAGGAGCGGCGAGCAGCGGAGCGGUGGGCGGCGGCGGCCGGAGAGGAGCGAGUUGCCGCAGCGCUGGCGCUUGUAAACAGAUCCUAUCACACGUGACCAUGUGAACUACCUGCUUGGGCGACGCGUAUUGUCUUUCUCGGCGGCCGGAGCCGAGCAACCGCCGCCGCCGUCUCGCGCGCCACAAAGAGCGCGGCCAAGCCCCGGGGCCGCGAGCGCUUGUGCGCGAGACCGAGCGCGGGCGCGACCCGGACUCGCUCCCCCAGUCCUCCUCUUGCUCUAAGAUGGCUGAUGGUGGCCGGUGAGGGGGGCGGCCGGGGCCGGUGAGUUUCUCGGAGCAGGGCGGGGGAGAGGGAAAGGGGCAGCCGGGAGCCCCGGCCCCGCCGCGCCAAGGGGGAGACCCAGCCAUGUCGUUCGCGGUAGAGGAGACGCUGGAAUCGGAUUGGGUGGCUGUUCGGCCGCACGUCUUCGAGGAACGGGAGAAGCACAAGUUCGUCUUCAUCGUGGCCUGGAACGAAAUCGAGGGCAAGUUUGCCAUAACCUGUCACAACCGCACGGCCCAGCGCCAGAGGAGCGGCUCCCGGGAGCCGGCGGCCGUCCGAGGGUCAGCGGAGGCCGGACCCCCGCCGGACAGUCCGGGUCCAAGGAGCGCCGGCGGCAGCCCGACCUCAAGAGGCCGGGGGGAGCCGGCGGCUGGCCGGAGGAGCCCCAGCUUGCGGCGGAGCCCGGCCUGGGCUGAGGGCGGUGCGGCGCGAAGCGCGCACCCGCGGGGGGAUGCCUUACUUAGGGGCCCCGCGGCUAAAGCUGGGGAUCCGACGCGGGCCCAGGCCAGCCCGAGCAGGAAAGCCCUGGGUAAGCGGGACGCGGCGGCCCCGGGGGAGGCGCCCGGUCCGUCGUCUGUGCGGGUGGUGAGCGCGUCUGGCGGGGCUGCCGAGGAGAUCGAGGUGUUGGAGCUGGUGAAGGAGGACGAGGCGGCGCCGACGCUCCUGGAGCUGCCUGAGCCCGAGCCGCCCGCGGAGUUGGACUCGCCCCCCGAGGAGUGCAGCUGGGCCGGACUCUUCUCCUUCCAGGACCUGCGCGCCGUCCACCAGCAGCUGUGCUCCGUGAACUCGCAGCUGGAGCCCUGCCUACCCCUCUUUCCAGAAGAGCCCUCCGGCAUGUGGACUGUGCUGUUCGGAGGAGCCCCGGAAAUGUCCGAGCAAGAGGUGGACAGCCUUUGCUACCAGCUCCAGGUCUACCUGGGUCAUGCUUUGGACACCUGCGGCUGGAAAAUUCUUUCCCAGGUUCUUUUCACUGAGACCGACGACCCGGAGGAGUAUUACGAGAGCCUCAGUGAGCUGCGGCAGAAGGGCUACGAGGAGGUGCUGCAGCGGGCCAGGAGGCGCAUUCAGGAGCUGUUAGAAAAACAUAAGAACACAGAAAGUAUGGUGGAACUACUUGACCUAUAUCAGAUGGAGGAUGAAGCUUAUAGCAGUCUUGCAGAAGCUACAACUGAAUUAUACCAGUACUUAUUACAGCCAUUUCGAGAUAUGCGGGAACUUGCAAUGCUGAGAAGACAACAAAUAAAGAUUUCUAUGGAGAAUGAUUAUCUGGGGCCCCGUAGAAUUGAAAGUCUUCAAAAAGAAGAUGCUGAUUGGCAGCGCAAAGCUCACAUGGCUGUGUUGUCUAUUCAAGAUCUCACUGUCAAAUAUUUUGAAAUAACAGCUAAGGCUCAAAAAGCUGUAUAUGAUAGAAUGAGAGCAGAUCAGAAAAAAUUUGGUAAAGCAUCAUGGGCAGCAGCAGCUGAGAGAAUGGAAAAACUUCAAUAUGCAGUUUCAAAGGAAACUCUCCAGAUGAUGAGAGCUAAAGAAAUCUGUUUGGAACAGAAGAAACAUGCAUUAAAAGAAGAGAUGCAGACUUUGCAAGGUGGCACAGAAGCCAUUGCCCUUUUGGAUCAGUUAGAAGCAGAUUAUUAUGAUCUCCAGCUUCAGUUAUAUGAAGUACAGUUUGAGAUCUUGAAGUGUGAGGAGUUACUACUAACAGCUCAACUUGAAAGCAUCAAGAGACUUGUGUCAGAAAAGAGAGAUGAAGUAGUGUAUUAUGACACAUACGAAAGCAUGGAGGCAAUGCUUGAAAAGGAAGAGAUGGCAGCAUCCCUACAUCUACAGAGGGAAGAGUUGCAGAAACUACAGCAGAAAGCUCGGCAAUUGGAAGCAAGACGUGGGCGUGUUUCAGCCAAGAAAGCCUACCUCAGAAACAAAAAGGAAAUCUGUAUUGCAAAGCACAGUGAAAAAUUCCAGCAGCGUCUUCGAAGUGAAGAUGAAUACAGGACACAUCAUUCAGUACAACUAAAGAGAGAAAAGUUACAAGAUGAAGAAGAAAGAAAAAGCACUUGGGUUAGCCAAGAAAGACAGAAGACUUUAGACAGACUUCGCACAUUUAAACAGCGAUACCCUGGACAGGUCAUACUUAAAUCAACCAGACUUCGACUAGCUCAUGCAAGGAGAAAAAGUGUUGCUAGCCCAGCAUCCAGUGUGGAUCAGCCUCAGUCCCUACCGGUCACCCUAAAGGCAGAAGAGAAAACUGAAGAGGGGGAACAAGGAAAAGAGAUGCUUCAAUCUUUACAAACCAAGGAAGCUCAGAGACUGGCACAGCUUGAAGAGCCUUCAUUAGCACAACUUGAAGCUACUUCAUUACCUCCCAGUGGUGUUACCUCUGAACUGCCUCACAUUGCACCUCUUCCACUUCUUACUGAUAAUGACCUGACGCCAGGUACUGUUACUGUUGUCCCACUCCCACCACCUCUUCCUCCAAGUCCUCCACCGCCCCCGCCUCCCCCACCGCCCCCACCACCGCCACCCCCUCUACCUACUACUAAGGAUGGUCCCACAGAGCCCCUGGAGAAAGGCCUUUCUAAAGUGGAGGGUGAAGAGAAGAGAAUCCCAAAGUCUGCCAGUGCCCCCUCAGCACAUUUCUUUGACAGCAGUCAACUGGUCAGUGCCAGGAAGAAGCUUAAAAAAACUGCUGAAGGUUUGCAACGGAGAAGAGUGAGUUCACCAAUGGAUGAGGUACUGGCUUCCUUGAAACGUGGUAGUUUUCAUCUGAAAAAGGUUGAACAACGAACUCUGCCUCCUUUUCCUGAUGAAGAUGAUAGUAAUAACAUCUUGGCACAGAUAAGGAAAGGGGUAAAACUGAAGAAGGUACAAAAGGAAGUUUUGAGAGAGUCCUUCACGCUUUUGCCUGAUACAGACCCACUAACACGUAGCAUUCAUGAAGCACUUCGAAGAAUUAAAGAAGCGUCACCAGAAUCUGAGGAUGAAGAAGAGAGUUUGCCUUGCACAGAUUGGGAAAACUAACAUGUGACUUAAAGCCACUGAGAGGAAAAAUAAUGCCCACAGUUGAAGAUGCUCUUCCUGCUCCUUUGGGGAAAAUGUGUAAGCAGUUUGAUUGUGCAGUCUAGAGGGCACUACGUCUGUGUGCGGGAAGGGAAGUCAUUUUAUCGGUCAUCGUCACGUUUCUAUCCAUUCACGUGGAGGUGAAACAAAAUGAAUUUUAGGCGUGCGUUGUAUGUAAUUACAAUGAAGAGAAUGUGUCUGGGAUACGCUCUCCCAGUUCUUUGAAAAGCACUUUUUUCCCCAUUUACAUCAAUAGAAUGGCCAGUGAAAAGUUGGAAGAAUGUUUUGGCAUUGAUAUCUACUGUGAUUUUCUAUCGGGACUGCUUUGAAAUCUGCCCUUCGGUGCACUGAGAAAUCAUCUGCUUGAAAAACAGCUUCUUCCACUUCAGUUCCAUCCACAAACAGUUGAACAUUCUCUAAAAAGAGCAAAAGUCUCGUUUAUCCUCGUAGUUGUACGAUAGGAAUUCUAAGAAAUUCAGAUGGAAAAUCGACCCAAACUUCCAUAAUUGUUCAUCUCCAAAAGAAUUUCCAUAAAGAUGUCCAGUGACAUCUGACUAGAGAAGUAGAGUAAUCAUGGAGAUCCACAUAUUCGUAUUUAUUUGCAAUGACACGAUAUCCUUACUCUGGCACGUUUCUAGAAAGCCACCCAGUCACAGUCUUACACUUUGAAUGUCUUUGCAGUCAAACUGUCCGUGCGCUUUGAAACAUAAUUCUGUCCAUAAUUCUGAGUUGGUAGUCGUUUGAACUUUCUGUGCAACAUUCUUAGGAGAAGCAAUACUUUGUCAUUUGAUCGUAUUUCCAAUGCAUUUGAGUCUUUCUGUUGGAACGGUUACUUUUAUUAUUGUAGCUCAUGAAUUUUCUCUUUGGAAUCACAGGUGAAGAUCGAUUGCCUAGUGAGGCCCCAGGACACUGUGGCCUUCUCUCAAUUGGUUUGUGUGCUCCCAGGGACUUCCAAAAGUAGACACCUAUGGCAUAGCCUCCUCAGCUGACAGUUCACCACCUUCCAGUCCUCUGAAGGAAAACUGAGGAGCUGAAAACUAGUAGCUUUGAAGCCAUUUCUUUUUUGCCAUCCAUCCGGGCUACUAAAAGAUUCAUCUGUUCACAGUUGUGAAUCAUUAAGCAUCUCAAUUAGACUAAAUAGUUCGAAUCCUUCAGUCGAAUCUUUCUCUAUUAAGGGGAAUCUAUCUUGGCCCCUGUACAAAAAGAAUUGAACUCCUGCAGUCACAGAGGGCUCUUGCGAGAAGCCAAUCCUCUAAAAUCUUCCAGUGUUAAAGUACCAGGAUGCAGACGGCUACUCCUGUGCUAGUGAAUGGGGAAAAUGAUGGCCAUGCCCUCCUGACAAUUCCCAUUUCUUUUCGAAACAAUCAGGAGGGGGGGAGUGAGAGCCAACGGGGUCCUCUGGCAAAGGGCUUAGCUCAUUCCGAUGUCUUGGCUUUAAAAAAAGAACUUGUCCACUUGCAUAUUGAUCUUGCCAAGUAUUCUUUAUCGGUUGUUGAAGACUUUAGGGAAAUAUUUGGAAAGUGCUCAUGGUCAGCCUUUUUCCGAAGUGGCAUUCUUGUCAUUCAGGCCACAUUCUGCAGAUUCAUAUAUUCCCUAGGCAGAUGAGUAAAUUGAAUAUAUGACAUUUCGGUUAUCCUAGAAUCUUUAAACAAUUUUUAAAAAGUUAUUGCAUGACAGUAAAACAAUUAAAAAUCACUUUUUAAUGCAAAAAAUGUUUUGAGUUUAGAGAUACUGUUUUGGUUAGCAGCUUUGUAAACAAUUACAUAUAUGGAAUAAAAAGAACUCCCAUUUCAGCUGUACAAGUUUUCCUACCUUGGGACUUCCUGUCCUGGAAGUGAUCUCAUUUACUAAUACAUAGAACUAAGGAGAGACCCUUUUAAAUUAACAGCAGCGUGCACAUGGAACCUUUGGUGGGAUUAUUUCAUUUUAUGAAGCAGAAUUGGGCUUAAGGAACAUCCGUCUUCUGCCACAUUCAGAUACCAAAAGCACUUCAUUGUAAGGCAAUCUUAAUUAAGAGUUUCCAUUGCCAUUAGUGUGAUGCGCUCACAGCAAGGCUACAUUGCUUAUUAUCAAGUUGAUUUCCAAUGACGAGAUGACUGAGUCACUCCACCAAUUACUAAUAUAAUUUAUGUAAUUUUUUUUAAACAUGAAAUUUCAGGUCCCAACAGAGUUAAGCAAAAUUAUAUUCUUUCCUUCCUCAGCAAAAUGAUCCCCCAUUAAAAUAGGCUGAUUGUAUUGGCCUUCGCAUUAACCCUAUACAUACAUUGUAGCUGUGUUUAUAGAAUUUAUAAUAGCUACUUGCCACAUUGAAAAUGUUAUCUGAUUUACUCCUUUCCAAUUAAACCUCUGAUUCAAACAAUUUUAUUACUGUUAAUCUAUCAUGUUUCCAUAAUGAGAAUUAGAAGUUAAUAUGCAAUCUGAGCUGCCGUGCACUUAAAUGGGAAAGCAAAGUGUGGAUCGACUUUGGGGUGUUUGAAGGUCAACAUUACAGUUCCCCUAGAGUCCGUUUCAUGUUUUUCUCCUAUUCAUAGAAUUGAGCUUGUACACACAGCCAUGUACAGUGUAUAGAAAAAGCAUUCCUGAUGCUGCAUAAUCUUGGGGGUGCUCUCACAGUAUGGGGAAAUGUGCCUCGCUCGGGAGGCUUUUCAGCGAUGGUUAUCCUACUUGUUUGACAUACUUUGCAGACUUACUGAGCAUGUGAGCAGGAUAAAAAUAAUGAUUCCAAAGUUCCAUCCCCUCAACCUUGGAGCAGAAAUGUUUUUAUAAAGUACAUUUUGAAAAGAGCCACAAUAUAUUCUUUCAUGCCUUUCCAUUCCCAUGAAAUGAGAGCCCUUUCGUCCACUUUUGUGUAAUAGAAAUUAUCCCCUUGUUUAUUACAAGCUGAAUGAGAUGCAUAAUGACAGUAGAUGAUCUCGGGGUGCCAUAUACAAGGCCAUUUGCUGUAAAGCCAUCUCAAGCCAUGAGGAGUGAGCAUAUUGCUGCCAUCCCAGACACCAAGAGUUCAGUCAUAAGUAAAACAAAAGGAAGCCCAAAUGGAAGGACGGCAUUUGGACUUUGGAAUAGUCAGCAAAAGUUUUUAUACAUAUCUAUAAAAAGAUAUUUUAAAGUCAUUUUUUUCAUCUGUUAUGUUUGUAUAAGAUGAAGGUAGCUUUUUUAGCUUAGGGGAAGGUUUUCUUUCUGCUUGUGAUUUGGUUUUUUAUAAAACCCAAAACAAAACCCUGUUUUAAAGUUUUAUCAUCUAACCCACACAGUUAACAUCAUCUAUUUACUUGUAAAGAACUCUAGUGUCUUUAGAGACAAUAUCAGGGAUUGGGGGUUUCAGGGGAUGGCUUUACAGGGCCAUUUUGCUUUUAACAUGGUUUUCAUUUAGUAGAAUAUUUCAGAACUCUGGCAGAUGCAUUAUUGAGAUGCAACCAAUCCAUAAGAGACACCAUAAGCUUAAUUGUUGUUAACCUUUGUUCUCUUUGUUGCACUGAAUUAAGAUUAUAAUUUAUAAGGCUCUAUUUUCAUUUUAAACAGAUUUUAUUUUCUUUUAAGUAAUUAUAUUAUUCUGUUAUUUCUGGCAAAAUUCCCCAAAGCAAUGAAAGACAAAACUUUAUGCAUAGCAUUAGAGAGUUGAUAUCUUACAAAGCAGUGAGAGUCAUUUCAGAAAAAGGAGGGAGGUCAAAGUGGAAGCACCUUACCAGUGGAGCACAUUGCAUUCAUUGUGAACUGCUGGCAGAUACAGAAGUUACCUUGUGAACUUCGUUGCAAAGUGUUGUCUAGCUCAAGCACACUGACAGAUGUCACUGAUUAAAUUAGUUGCUCUGUAAAAGGAAGCAGUGAAUAUUUUCUAGCCUAUAAAUAGAGUGUAAUUUAAGAAGUUUUCCUAUAAAAUGAGUUUCUAUUGCUGCCUAAACUGUCAUGUAUGGAAACAGGUUUUUAAAGGUGGGAGGAGAUGCCAGUCUAUUUCCUGGUUUGGUUUUUAUACAUGUUCUUGUGUGUGCACACACGUGCGCACACCUAUAUCUGUUGUUUGUCUCAUGUCUAGAGUUAUUUUUAAAGGUCUCUUCAUUCCAGAUUCCUGAAUUUGGCCAACAGUGUUUACACCUUGGAAUCUGUAGGAAAUCAUUGUGAUUUCAUUUUAACAAAGUAAAUCUUUCAUCAUCAAUUGGCGUCGAGGAAUUCCAUAAUCACUGAACAAAUGUUCUUCCCUUCUACAAUUCCCUUAAAAUGCUUGUUUGGAAAAUGUCGGAUGUUGACACCUGGCAAUUGUUACCAGAUUUGUGGUUCCACUGAGUGUACGUACGGGGGAAUGUCGUGUAUCAUUUGUUCAGAAACAAAGGGUUAAAGUCACUUUUUAGAAGACAUGCAUGUUCUCUCUCCUUGGUUGAUUGUGAAAGGGCACAACAAUUAUUACUAUUCUAACUUCUCACAAGAUCUUCUCAUUUUUAAGAAGUCACCCCAGGCAGGAAACGGGGAUUCCCCCAGUUGUGAAGCCAGAGACUCAGACAAUUUGACCCGUACCGUGAACUCUUGACCUUUGAUUAUCUCCACAGCCCAUCGUACUGUAUGUCUUGCCAAGUGUGAAACCACAAUACGCAGUUUAUGAAGAAUAGAAAGCUACCGAUCAUUUUGCAUGAGUGCAGCUCAUUAGGGUUAAUUAAACUGGCAUUUUUCAGCCUGUCUGGAUAAAUGAAAAUUCUAAUGGCAAAUUGAUCCAUCCUUCACUAGCUUUGUGCAAUAUUAUAAAAGUAGGGGAAAAAACACACUAGCACAUUGUGCUUGGCUUUAAGAAGUUCCUUAACAGUUGCAUUUGAGUGGACAUUUUAAAUGCACAUUGUAUUGUAAAUGCCAACUCUCGCAAAUUUACAAUACUUCAUAAUAGUCGACAUUCUAAAGUAUUAAGUAACAGCGUAAAGAAAAAAACUAAGCAAGCAUUUAGAGCAAUACUAUGAAAUCUCCAAUAAUUGUUUUGACUGUUGCCUUUUUCUUUUUCUUUCGUGCAACUUUUCUGCAAUGUAAUUAUUGUAUUGCUUUAUCUUUCAUGUUUUUUACACUCAUAACUUCAAAGGUAAAAUAUUCUACACCAAGUACUGCAAUCACUUUUCUCUUCUUGUACAUGCAAUGUAACAACAUACAGUUUUGGUGCUUAACAAUAUUCUUUUUUUUCUUUAAUAAAGGAUAUUUAUUUGAA